Messenger RNA from Ceratina calcarata, 593 nucleotides. It is a transcript of the gene Lamtor4, whose product is annotated as Late endosomal/lysosomal adaptor, MAPK and MTOR activator 4. Bases 217 to 531 code for a protein of 104 amino acids. Gene Ontology annotation, molecular function: guanyl-nucleotide exchange factor activity. Gene Ontology annotation, cellular component: Ragulator complex; lysosome. NCBI's taxonomy places the organism in Eukaryota, Metazoa, Arthropoda, Insecta, Hymenoptera, Apidae. The record is from RefSeq and is a predicted model, not a curated record. Gene Ontology annotation, biological process: positive regulation of TOR signaling; cellular response to amino acid stimulus. The transcript has 3 exons.
AUCAGCAGUGCCCUGCACAAACAGAAACAGCCUGGUUUACUACGAUGACAGCUGAACUUAAUCGUUGUUUUAUUACUACACGCUUCUAUGCGAUUAUAUUUUAAAGUUAGAAUUCAGUACUGCAAAGAGGAAGAGGACUUGGUAUUAAUACAUUGCAAUCCGAUCUCUAAAGUGAAUCGCUCUGCUGUGAACUGAAACUUUAAAACAAAAAACAAUAUGCUCGCGUUGGAACGUAUUCCCGAUCAAAUUGGCUACUUGGUCUUGACAGAGGAUGGUGCCGUGUUAUCGUCCGGAGGUGAGCUGGAGAAUGAUGAAAGAAUUGCCAACAUUAUCGUAGGAUUAGUCACGCUGACCAAUAAAAUUGACUCGAAGGCAUUUCCAAACAACGAGGUUUUUGAUAAAAUAUCGAUUACAUAUCCGGAUCAUUGCUAUGUUAUUUGUUUGUCAAACAAAAAGCUUCAUGUGGUAAAGAAAAAAUUGGCGUCCUCAACGACUACAGCGAUCGUCGAGCAACCUUUAAUAGAUGUAUAAGUUCUCCUGUUCAUGAUUUCUAUUCAUAAGUAUGUAAAAUAAAUUUUUAUGAUACUUGAAAA